CAUUUCUUCCGUCUUAUCUCAUUCCAGAAUAUUGGCAAACAACCCCAUGAUCCCGAAUGGAUUCAGCAAGAGCACCUGCAACGAAUACAACCACGAACGACACAUACAAGAACUCCAAAAUCAAAUCAAUGCUCAAUUUUCCAGCAAAUGCGAAAAAUGCUCUGCUACCCUUCCUACCCUACCUCCAAGUACAGAAUCCGUAUGGCGUGUCGCCCGUUUGGGACAAUGCCACGGCUCAUCUGGCCCAGAUGACUGCAGCCAUACAAAAUGACAAAGAACAACAUCAACCCACCGUUUCAGCCACAUCAUCACCAUCCCAAUCAUCCGAUCCGGAUGCUCCACUCAAUCUAACCAAACCAAAACUGUCGCCGAUUAGUUCACCGCAUCAGCAUCCGCAUAAUCAUCAAUACCAGCAAUCGCCGACAAUGGCAACCAGUAGUGUUACGAGUACGGCCAAUCAACCGCCACCUCCAUCUAUAUCGGUGAGCAGUGCGAAUUCCGGACAUGGUCAUCGAAAUGCUAGUAGUCCUUCGACAGUAGCCGCAUCGUUACGAUUCAUGCCGUAUUCGAAUAUGACCGCAGCGGCAAUAGGUCACAAAUCUCAUCCAUUUGGCAUGGACGAACCGGAUAUGAUGCCAAACGCUCUGCAUUGGGUGAAUGCACACAAUACACACAGUACGCACAAUAACACCGGCAAGGUACCACAAAUGGAUGACGACAAGGUGCGACUAGUUCGGCAAGCCCGAUCGAAUCGAAGUGAUCCAAGUGGUGGCAAUGCUCCAGAUUGUCGUAGUUUGGGCGAACGAGGUGGAGGAGCAUCAUCUGGUAUGUCCGAGUCGGGGAAACCCCAUAUCAAACGACCAAUGAAUGCUUUCAUGGUCUGGGCUAAGGACGAACGAAGAAAAAUUUUGAAGGCUUGCCCAGACAUGCACAACUCGAAUAUUUCAAAGAUAUUGGGCGCCCGCUGGAAGGCAAUGUCUAAUUCGGAGAAACAACCGUACUACGAAGAACAGUCCAGACUGUCGAAGCUGCACAUGGAACAGCAUCCAGACUAUCGUUAUCGACCGAGACCAAAGCGAACGUGGCAUCGUCCGACCGGCAAGAAGAUGCGCAUUUCCGAGUAUAAAAUGUUGAUGCGAAACCGUCGAGCCGAGAUGCGACAACUGUGGUGCCGCGAUGGAGGGGAGAAUGUUGCCUAUUUGAAUGAUAUGUCGUCUCCGUCAACGUCGGCAUUGGGUAUGCGUCCCGGAACGCCAUCGAAUGGAGGACCAAUGAGUGGCUAUUAUCCACCGGACAGUUUAUCACCUUCCGGAUUUUUCGUCGGAAGGAAAUGCGGCCAGUUUCGAUUCGCGAGACGAUGACUGAGAUGAACUUCCCAGAUGGCCUCCACCAUCAUUUAUGUCGGCUAAUAUGACCUUUUGGUAGACCGAUACCGAAAGUUGAUUUUUGUGUUACGUGAACGGUGUGUCUAACACGCAUAAUUGAACAAAGUCGUACCGAGACAAUGAAUUUAAUAAAAUGGAUUGCAUUUCGAACAAGUUGCAACGGAUGGACAGAUAGCUAUUUGUGUUGGCUGUAAUGAUAUUGUAUGUACGCGAUUGAUAGCACACACGAGGCUUGUGAUAAUAUUUAUUCAUUUUUUUUUGUUUGUUUGUUUAUGUUAUUUCUGUUGUGUAAAUUUAAGUCAAGUCGAAAUGAAUUUCGUUUCUCGUUAAAAGUUGGAAACAAUGCAAACGCAUCGUAACCUCUCCAUAAACUGUAUGCCAUUUCAAUGCCAAUAUGUGUAAACGAUGAUCGACUUUUCGGAAGAGAAAAAAAUAUUUAUUUUUCGCGUAAUCGUACAAAUAUCUUGCCAUGACCCCGAGACAGAUUGCCAUACAACAUACUGUAACCCGUAUACCAUAUUAUUUACCAACAAAAUACAAGGAAAAAGAAGAAGAAACUUUCGGUGCCAUAGAACCAAUUUGUUGAUUGUGCAGACCAAUUCUUAAGGUAACUUUGAUUCUUAGAGAAUUUUGAAAUUAUUUCGAUUUCGUUGC
Molecule: messenger RNA, 2039 nt
Organism: Bradysia coprophila
Lineage: Eukaryota; Metazoa; Arthropoda; Insecta; Diptera; Sciaridae
Source: RefSeq, a predicted model, not a curated record